Radiomyces spectabilis is the source of this 1373-nucleotide messenger RNA. RefSeq names its product mitochondrial carrier domain-containing protein. The coding region runs from base 195 to 1151 and encodes 318 amino acids. NCBI's taxonomy places the organism in Eukaryota, Fungi, Mucoromycota, Mucoromycetes, Mucorales, Radiomycetaceae. The record is from RefSeq and is a predicted model, not a curated record. The transcript has 6 exons. Gene Ontology annotation, molecular function: transmembrane transporter activity. Gene Ontology annotation, biological process: transmembrane transport.
UCAUGACGUGCGGAAAAUAGCUUUUCAUGUGUUGCAUUGAAUCAAACCACCGCGGAGAUUUUAUUUCAUCGUUUUUUAUUUUCACUGAUUCCAGGCUUCCAAUCAGCUGUCUUUGAAUUGAACCCGUAAUCUUCCAUGAUUGGGACAUUUACGAUGUUUCGAUCCACUCACUGCCGGUUCCUGGGACAACUGAAAUGGCUGAAAGCUUCAACGAUUUCGUAGCAGGUUGGAUCGGCGGUGCGGCUGGUAUUAUCGUAGGAAGUCCGCUUGAUGUAUUAAAGGCACGACUGCAAGCGCCUCGAGCUGCAGGCCUCGAGACAUAUCCUAGUUUGUCAUCCUCAUCGUGGGGCACACUGAAACAGAUGGUGACAACAGAAGGGAUUGGUUCAUUGUUCAAGGGUGUUCUGGCACCAGUCACUGGUCUGGCUGGAUUGAACGCUAUUUUAUUCGUCUCUUAUGGCAGUCUUCUCAGAUGGAUGGAACAGCAGAGACAAACCGGUUCUUCUCAAUCCACCUUGACCGAAGUUUAUUUAGCAGGUUGUGGUGCAGGUGUCGCCUGCUUUCUCUUUUCUACGCCCACGGAUCUUAUUAAGAUUCAGGCCCAAGUCUCGCGUGAAACCAAAACAUCGUUGCAAGUGGCUAAAGAAAUUUAUGCUCGCAAUGGCCUCCGAGGUUUGUAUCAAGGAGGCUGGAUUACAAUUAUCCGUGAUGCUCCCAGUUAUGGUAUCUACUUUUGGGUGUAUGAAGGCAUGAAACGAAUCCUGGAAGUCAAUUCUGUGGAUAAUGUGAGCGGACAAGGUGCAUGGAAGCUCCUAUUGGCAGGGGGAAUGGCAGGGACGAUAUCCUGGGCAUCCAUUUAUCCUAUCGAUGUUGUCAAGUCAAGACUGCAAAUGCAAACAACACCGGCGAUUUCCUCCACUCAUUCUCAACAAAUUUCCACUUCCAUACCCAUCAGUACAGAAUCCACUGCAUUACCUGCAAGGUCCGAUCGCCCUUACACGUCAAUCAAGGAUUGCAUCGUCCGCUCUUAUCGAACCGAAGGCAUAAGUGUCUUCUUUCGAGGACUUUCGCCAACUAUUGUCCGUGGAUUCCCUGUGAAUGCGGUGACUUUUUGGGUAUACGAAGUAGUCAUGGAUAUGCUGAGCAAUUAACCUGACUACUAUGUAUCAUCGCUUGUUGCUUCACUACAUAUUCAUCAAAAUCGACCGUCCUAAACCGUCCUCAAUACGCUUCAUCCGUUUAACUUAGAAACAUGUGUAUUUAUAGCUCAUACUGUAGACUUUUUUUGGGGAGUUAGAUAUGUAAAAUCUUUUCACCGUUUCUCACUGAUUUCUCUGGACCGCUUUUAAAUUUGUUUUUGGCGCGUAGCAAGU